AUGGGCUCGGACCCGCAAUACACAAAGUGGCCGCUGCUGCCGCUGGCCCAGCAGGUCUUUGCCCUGACCAACCCCUAUGCCGGCCGCACCGCCCAGCAGGCCGCCGUCAAGGCCGUCCAGGAGGCCAUUGGCGAACACAAGAUGGCACCGCUCUACCGGUACCUCGCACACCCCGUCGAGGGCGUUCUGAACGGCGUUGGCGACCUCUCCUCCUCCUCUGCGACCGCUUCCUCUGCCAAGACAAACUCCUCUUCCUCCUCCGCCGCCGCCGCCACCACCGCCCCGCAUAUCCCGCCCGGCAGACCGCUGAGCCGCAAGUCGAGCGCCGUCGGCAUGAUUGCCAACAAGAACCCCACGGCCACGGCCGCGCUCGCCUGGGACGAGUCCCUGUACCAGACGCUGCAGAAGGACAACGAGACGGAGCUGGCGGGCCUGCAGACCGAGGAGGACGAGGCCGUCGAGCAGGCCGGCGACACCGAGAUCCAGGCGGUGCGCGGCAAGCGCGCCGAGUUUUGGGCGCGCGUCGGCGACAAGGACAAGGCCCUGGCCGCGUACGAGGCCGUCUUUGAGAACACGGGCAUCCUGGGCGCCAAGAUCGACGUCGUGUUGGCCAUGGUGCGCGUCGGCCUGUUCUUUGGCGACAAGUUUUUGGUCAAGCGCCUGCUGGAGCGCGCCACCGCGCUCGUCGACGCCGGCGGCGACUGGGACCGCCGCAACCGCCUCAAGGCCUACGAGGGCCUGUCGCUGCUGACGGUGCGCUCCUACAGCGUGGCCGCGCCGUUGCUGCUCGACAGCCUGUCGACGUUUACGAGCUACGAGCUGUGCACCUACAGCCAGCUCGUCGUCUACGCCGUGCUGGCCGGCUCCGUCAGUCUCAAGCGCGUCGACUUCAAGGCCAAGGUCGUCGACGCCCCCGAAAUCAAGGCCAUCCUGGGCGACGGCGAGGACAAGCUGCUGGCGCUGUCGGGUGUCAUCUCGGCCGGCCCAGGCGCGGACGCGGAUGCGGAAGCGGAUGCCACGGCGGCCGCGUCGUCAGGCGCUGCAUCAGGCGCAGCAGGGCCCUCCAAGGGCGUGGUCAACCUGACGACGCUGGGCACGGGCCUCGAGCAGCCCGAGGCCGAGGUCGCGGUCGACUUCUCGCCGCUGGCGCAGCUGGUGGCCAGUCUGUACACGGGCCGCUACAAGCAGUUCUUCCAGGCCCUGGCGCAGGUCGAGGAGCAGUUCCUCAACCAGGACCGCUACCUGCACGAGCACAAGAGCUGGUUCAUCCGCGAGAUGCGCCUGCGCGCCUACCAGCAGCUGCUGCAGUCGUACCGCGUGGUCGGGCUCGACAGCAUGGCCCAGGACUUUGGCGUCACCGUCGACUUCCUCGACCGCGACCUGGCCAAGUUCAUUGCCGCCGGCCGCAUCCCCUGCACCAUUGACCGCGUCUCGGGCAAAGGCGUCAUCGAGACCAACCGGCCGGACGACAAGAACAAGCAGUACCAGGACGUUGUGCGGCAGGGCGACCAGCUGAUUACCAAGCUGCAAAAAUACGGCCAGGCCGUGCGCCUGCGCGGAAGCGAGCGGGCAUAG
Messenger RNA from Sporothrix schenckii 1099-18, 1575 nucleotides. RefSeq names its product 26S proteasome regulatory subunit N7. Gene Ontology annotation, biological process: proteasome-mediated ubiquitin-dependent protein catabolic process. Gene Ontology annotation, cellular component: proteasome regulatory particle. Lineage: Eukaryota; Fungi; Ascomycota; Sordariomycetes; Ophiostomatales; Ophiostomataceae. The record is from RefSeq and is a predicted model, not a curated record. The transcript has a single exon. The coding region runs from base 1 to 1575 and encodes 524 amino acids.